Molecule: messenger RNA, 464 nt
Organism: Hibiscus syriacus
Lineage: Eukaryota; Viridiplantae; Streptophyta; Magnoliopsida; Malvales; Malvaceae
Product: protease Do-like 2, chloroplastic
Exons: 6
Coding region: 24-464 (146 amino acids)
Biological process (GO): proteolysis
Molecular function (GO): protein binding; serine-type endopeptidase activity
Source: RefSeq, a predicted model, not a curated record
UCCCUUGCCUUGGUGUAUUGCUAAUGAAGUUGGAGAAUCCAGCACUACGUGUGUGCUUACAAGUACAGUCUAACGAGGGUGUGCUUGUUCGAAAAGUGGAACCUACUUCGGAUGCAAAUAAUGUUCUAAAGCAGGGUGAUGUGAUUGUCAGUUUUGAUGAUGUUCAUGUAGGUUAUGAAGGAACAGUUCCAUUCAGAUCUAACGAGCGCAUUGCAUUCCGCUAUCUCAUAAGUCAAAAAUUUGCAGGGGACGUAGCAGAGCUUGGUAUUAUUAGAGCAGGAAAAUUCAUGAAAGUGAAAGUAGUAUUAAACUCAAGAGUACACUUGGUUCCCUAUCAUAUUGAUGGAGACCAACCUUCAUAUCUAAUUAUUGCUGGUUUGGUUUUUACUCCACUUUCAGAACCAUUAAUUGAGGAGGAAUGCGAAGAAUCAACAGGAGUAAGUUGGGAAACUCUUGAAGCAUGA